CCUCCUCGCAUUUGACUCAUGCCUAGAGGUUGUAUCCUUAUUGCUUAUUGCCUGCUCUUCUUCUUUAUGACCUUGAAACGAGGCCGACGCUUUGUUCAUUCAUAGCUGUACUAUAUUAUUCCUUUCUUACUUAUUGGCGGAGGAUUUGAUACCCGCUCUUCUUGUUCUGGUAUUUGGAAGAUGAACAAUUGGCCUAUCUGCGCAUGAGUUCUAAUCUCAUUUUGUCGGGCUUUUUUUUGUUGCAACUUUUUUUCUUUUCUUUUGCAUCACAUGGAUUUGGACUACAGACUCGCAACCUCAUUUGCAUUUCUUUCGUCCCAUGUACAAUAUAUCAUUCACUUUCUCCUGUCCCAUGUUGUGAUCGCUCGCGUUCGUCGUACCAUGUUACCUCGCAUUCGCACUUUUCUUCCCUCUGUUCGACACUUCAUUGUUAUCUCCCUUUUGUUGGCCUUUUGCUUGCUUCUUGCAUCGAGACAUGUCUUUGCCGCUCCGCAGAGCGGACCCCGAGCAAUCAAAGAAUGAAAUGACCGUGCAUCUAGCGAAUCCUCUCUCAGCCUUUCAACAAGUUGUCUAUAUGAACUUAUGAUGCACGCUGCACACGUAGACCCUGUUUCGGCAA
This is a messenger RNA of Somion occarium, 619 nucleotides long. The record is from the annotation of a GenBank genome assembly. Lineage: Eukaryota; Fungi; Basidiomycota; Agaricomycetes; Polyporales; Cerrenaceae.